Molecule: messenger RNA, 942 nt
Organism: Lottia gigantea (owl limpet)
Lineage: Eukaryota; Metazoa; Mollusca; Gastropoda; Lottiidae
Exons: 6
Coding region: 1-942 (313 amino acids)
Biological process (GO): C-terminal protein methylation
Cellular component (GO): cytosol
Molecular function (GO): protein C-terminal leucine carboxyl O-methyltransferase activity
Source: RefSeq, a predicted model, not a curated record
AUGGCCACAGAAGAUGCUGUUAUUGCAACAAAUGAUGAUGCUGCUCAAUGUAAAAGAUAUGCUGUUGAAAAGGGAUAUUGGAAUGACCCAUACAUUUCAUUGAUGAUACCAAAAGGCUCAGCUCGACAUGCUCCAGAAAUAAAUCGUGGAUAUUUUGCUCGUAUUUCUAGUAUCAGGUUGUUACUUGAGAAAUUCAUCAAGCUUACAAAUAAGAAAUGCCAGGUGAUUAAUCUAGGAGCAGGUUAUGAUACAACAUUUUGGAGGUUAAAAGAUGCACAUUUGAUGCCCCAGAAGUUUGUAGAGAUUGACUUUCCUGUUGUCACUGCCAAGAAAUGCCAUCAUAUCAAAUCCAAGAAACCUCUUUUAGAUAAAAUUUCUAAUGAUGAUAUUAUGCUCAGUAAAUAUGACCUGCAUUCAGCUAACUACCAUAUCGUUGGUGCCAACCUGACAGAACUUGGUGAUAUAGAGAAGAAGUUGCAGGAAUCAGGAAUUGAUAGAAGUAUACCUACUGUAUUUAUAGCAGAAUGUGUACUUGUGUAUAUAGACUCUAAUAAAAGUGGGCGUUUAAUCAAAUGGAUUUCUGAUCACUUCCCAACUGCUUUCUUUAUUAAUUAUGAACAGGUUAAUAUGGGAGACAAGUUUGGUCAAGUUAUGAUGGAUAAUUUAAGAUCAAGAGACUGCUAUUUAACAGGGGUUUCAGCCUGUGCUAACUUACAAUCACAAAUGCAAAGGUUUACAUCUAAUGGUUGGGCUGACGCUGAUGCUUUAGAAAUGAAUAAAGUUUAUAAUUGUCUACCAACAGAUGAAUUACGGAGGAUAGAGAAGAUAGAGUUUAUGGAUGAAAGAGAGUUAAUGGUACAGUUAUUUAGUCAUUAUUGUUUAGUCUGGGCCUAUAAAGAUACACUGAAUAUUGGUCUAGAAACAAUAGAUUUAAGUUUAUAA